AGCGGCAGCCGUUGCUUCGCUCGAGGGGGCCCACGUGCGGCGCGGCAGGGUCGCCGGCGCGCCGCACAUCGCCGCCCCCCACAACGGCUGGCUCGCCCGCGCCACCGUCUUCGUGGCAUGGCAGACGGUGCGGACGGCUUGUGCCCCGAGGAGGAGCUCGAGGUCUACCGCUCCCUCGCCAGCGAGGAGCUGCAGGUUGAGGUGCUCUCCGCACCAGGCGCACGCAAGAGGCCCUGCGAGGGCGGCGGCGAGCCCGCGGAGAAGGUGCCGGCCAGGGGCGGCGCGCCGAGCGCCGAGGGCGAGGAGGAGCAGCAGAGCGAGGACGAGGGCGGCGGCGUCACCUUCGUGCUGGCCGACCCUGGGCCCCGGGGCGGGCUCAUGGGGUACUACCUCGGCAAGAGGUGGGAGGGCAGGGGGGCCAUGCAGGACGCGGACCUCGCUCCCGAGCUCGACGGCCCGACGGGCACCCUGGCGUCCGCGGGCUCGCCGGCCGUGGCAUCCAGCCUGGUGCGCGUCGGCAGCCGCGCGGACACGGUCGUGGUGGAGGAGGGGACAGAGGCCAUCCUCUCGAAGAUACGGUUCGUGAUGGACACCGCGGAGAUGGCCGACACGCCCUGGAGGAUGCCGGGGGCCAACCUAGCGGACCACUUCAACUUCGGCCUCAGCGAGGCGAGCCUGAAGGGGCAACAUCUCACUGCAAGUUGGUCUCUGCGAGGAGUACGUCCUCAAGCAGAUCCGCAUGAGGCUCGACGCGCGCGAGCGGCAGAAGAUCGCCAUUGUCGAGGGCGGCCUUGACGCACGCGGCGCGUGAGAGAAAGGAAACGUCCGAGGCCGAAGGUUCUGCAUGACCGCCUGAGCAGCAUUUGACCUCGGCCCCACCGGCCGACUAACACCCCUGGGUGGUUCAUGCGAUUUUGGGUCGAGGGUUCACAGCCCC
Messenger RNA from Prorocentrum cordatum, 937 nucleotides. The record is from the annotation of a GenBank genome assembly. NCBI's taxonomy places the organism in Eukaryota, Dinophyceae, Prorocentrales, Prorocentraceae.